This is a messenger RNA of Benincasa hispida (wax gourd), 3032 nucleotides long. Its product is annotated as U-box domain-containing protein kinase family protein. Gene Ontology annotation, molecular function: ubiquitin-protein transferase activity; ATP binding; protein kinase activity. Gene Ontology annotation, biological process: protein phosphorylation; protein ubiquitination. NCBI's taxonomy places the organism in Eukaryota, Viridiplantae, Streptophyta, Magnoliopsida, Cucurbitales, Cucurbitaceae. The record is from RefSeq and is a predicted model, not a curated record.
ACUUUGACUAGUUUAUUGCAAAAUUCAGUAAAGAGCGAUGUUGGAAAAUGAGAGACUGCUUCCAGAAUCAGUCCUAUUUGAACUUCCAUUUCAACAAAAUUUGGAGGAGUUGGCUUCUUCUUCAGUUCCACGAAGUUUCUCCUUCAAUGAAUCAGCGAAUCGCGUCAAUUGGCAAUACAGAGAGCUCAAGACAGAUCGGUGCAGUCUCAAGCAGAGAGAUCGAAGAAGAGCCCGUGGAAGCUAUUAGUGAAGAUAAAAUUUGUGUUGCUGUCGGGAAAGAUGUGAAAGAGUGCUUAUCAGUUUUGAGAUAUGCACUAAAAUCCUCACGUGGGAAGAAGAUCUGCCUCCUCCAUGUUCAUGUCCCCGCACAGAUGAUUCCGUUAAUGGGAACCAAGUUUCCAGCAAACUCAUUGGAGAAAGAGGAGGUGAGAGCAUAUCACGAGUUUGAGAAGCAAAAUUUGCCUAGGGUCAUGAAUGAGUAUAUUCUGUACUGUCUUCAAGAAGGGGUUCAUGCUGAUAAAUUAUGUGGUGAAGCUGAGUGUAUUGAAAAGGGAAUAGUUGAUAUGAUCUCCCUGCACAGGGUUAAUAAGCUUGUUAUGGGAGCAGCUGUAGACAAGUGUUAUUCAAGGAGAAUGGUGGAUCUGAAGUCUAAGAAAGCCAUCUACGUGCGUUCACAUGCACCGGCUUUCUGUCACAUUGAGUUCAUUUGCAAGGGGAACCUCAUCUGCGCCAGGGAGGGUAGAUCAGAUGAAGCCCAAGUAGAAACCAUCAUCACAUCACCACAAUCAAGUCCAGACGCUGUAUCCUUAGAAAUUACCCACCGGAGAUCUCAGUCUCUGCCACUGGGACAGGUUAAUAGCAGGGAAAUUGGAAGUUCAUCUUCCAAUUUACGUUCUAGAGGGAGAUUAUUGCUUGUUGACCAUUUUAGAAGGAGCAUACUAGAUCCUUCUUCUCCAGAUAUAAUGAAUGGGGUUCAUACUGCAAGAAACUUGGAUGUUAACGAGGCUAUGGAUGAAUGGGGUUCAUUAAGGAAAAGUCCUUCUGAAAGGUCAGACAAUUCCAUAUGCUCUCCUUGUGGUGUGAUUGAUAUGGCUUCGUCACCACUUUGUAUGGUUGAGUUAUGUGCAGGGCUCGAGCAGUAUGGGAAGAUCAGUGAUAACCUUUACAAUCAAUGUGAAUGUGUGAUGAUGGAGGCUGCAAAUGCAAGGCAUGACGCAUUUUUAGGGGCAAUUGCAUGUAGAAAAUCCGAGAAAGAGACUGUUAAAGCUCUACACAGGGUUAGAGCUGCAGAAGGGUUAUAUGCCGAAGAACUGAAACAAAGGAAGAAGGUUGAACAAGAGUUAGCGAAGGAAAAGGCAAAACUUGAAAGUAUAAAGACACAACUAAAUAAAGAGAUGGAAGAGCUCUUGGUUGCACAAGAUCAGAAGGCAAGUCUAGAGAGAGAUCUUUUAGAAUCUGAUCUAGCCGCAAAGGAGUUGGAGCAAAAGUUUCUUUCUGCUGUUGAAUUGUUACAGAGUUACAAAAGAGAGCGAGAGGAAUUGCAGAUUCAAUGCGACAAUGCACUUAGAGAAGCAGAGGAGUUUAGAAAAAACCAAUCCACAGACCGAUACCUUCCACGGUUCUUUACUGAGUUCCCUUUUCGGGAGAUCGAGGAAGCAACUAAUAACUUUGAUCCCUCCCUGAAGAUUGGAGAAGGGGGAUAUGGAAGUAUAUUCCGAGGUAACUUGCGUCAUACUAUGGUGGCUAUAAAAAUCCUUCAUCCUGAUAGUUCUCAAGGCCCGUCUGAAUUUCAACAGGAGGUUAAUGUAUUGAGUAAGAUGAGGCAUCCCAAUCUUGUCAUGCUCAUUGGUGCCUGUCCUGAAGCUUGGGUUCUCAUCUAUGAAUACCUCUGUAAUGGAAGCCUUGAAGAUAGGCUAAGCUGCAAGGAUAAUACUCCACCUUUAUCUUGGCAAACACGAAUACGCAUUGCCACCGAGUUAUGCUCAGCCCUUAUGUUUCUUCACUCAAGUAAGCCCCACAGCAUCAUUCAUGGUGACUUGAAACCUGCAAAUGUAUUACUUGAUGCAAAUCUUUCAUGCAAGCUUGGCGACUUUGGAAUUUGUCGCUUAUUGUCUCGAGAUGAAAUGCUAAACAGCGAAACCCUUGUUUGGAGAACUGACAAUCCCAAGGGGACUUUUGCUUACAUGGAUCCUGAAUUCCUUUCAUCUGGAGAGCAAACAACAAAGUCAGAUGUUUAUUCAUUUGGGAUAAUACUUUUGCGGUUAUUGACCGGUAGGUCUGCAAUGGGGAUAUCAAAGGAAGUGCAAUAUGCAAUAGGAAAUGGAAAGUUAGAAUCCAUUUUGGAUCCUUUAGCAGGAGAUUGGCCAUUUGUUCAGGCCGAACAGCUCGCUCGAUUGGCAUUGAGGUGUUGUGAUUUGAAGCGAAAGAGCCGCCCCGAUCUCAUUACUGAUGUCUGGAGGGUGCUUGGACCAAUGAGGGCUUCCUGUGGAGGCCCAUUGUCUGUCCAGCUCGGUUCUGCCGAACACUCGCAACCUCCCCCUUAUUUUAUCUGCCCCAUCUUUCAGGAAGUCAUGCAAGAUCCACAUGUGGCUGCGGAUGGUUUUACAUAUGAAGCGGAGGCUCUGAGAGGAUGGCUAGACAGUGGACACGAUACUUCGCCAAUGACGAAUCUUAGGCUCGAGCACGGGAACCUUGUCCCAAACCGUGCUCUUCGCUCUGCUAUCCAGGAGUGGCUUCAACGGAACUGAAACGUUCCCAUUUGUCGGUCACCAAAUAUGAAGAAUGUGAGGAAAGGAAAAAAAAAGAGGGGGACUGGGAGGAAGUCACGGUAUCUGCAACUAUUCUUCUUUCAUAUUGCUCCCCCUCUUCUGUUUUCCUUUAGUAGUGAGUUAAUAUUUUAGUGUGUUUUUUAUAGCUUAUACAGUUUAGCGGAUACGUAAAAAAUGCUAUCUGUUUGGAUAUUUAUUUGUGAUUAAGAAGACACUAAGCUGCGUGCCAUUUGUAUAUAACAACGCAUGGAUUUUUGCCUCUUA